Messenger RNA from Phascolarctos cinereus (koala), 2121 nucleotides. It is a transcript of the gene CUNH15orf61, whose product is annotated as chromosome unknown C15orf61 homolog. The record is from RefSeq and is a predicted model, not a curated record. Lineage: Eukaryota; Metazoa; Chordata; Mammalia; Diprotodontia; Phascolarctidae.
UUAUUCACCUUAUAUUUAUUACGUGCUUAUGGUACCAAGAACUGUUAUCUUCUAAGGAAGAUAUAAUGACAAUUGACUUUAAAGGUUGCAGAGCUCUUUACAAACAUCUCAUAUGAUCAAGUACCAACCAGUAAUAGGAUCACAGAUGCAGAGAGGGAUGAGACCCCGAAGGCCAUCUAGUCCAAUCUCCUUCAUUUUACCCAUUAAGAAAUCUGCGGGCCACCGAGUUUAAAUAAACUCUCCUACCACACAGGAAGAAUUUAAAACUAGGUCCUCAGACUAGAAAUAAAUUUUUUUCCCCAUUGUGUCACAUUGCCUCAAUAAAAAACAAAAACUACUACCCUCAAGGAGCUUACAUUCUACUAGGGGUGAUUAUAAAAAAACACACAAAAAAAGUAAUGCAUAUUGGAAUAUGAUAUACACAUGAGCAGUACACAGAAAAUGUUGUGUUUAGAUGGAGUGAUUGAGGGAGGAGCAGGGUCAAGAUACCAUUUGGGUUGGAUCUAGAAGAAUGGAUAAGGAGAGCAAUAGGCAGAUAUGGGGGAUGAUGUCCUCCAGCGGGAUUAGGGAAUCUGUGGCCUCCAAGCUAUAGGUGCCCUUCUAGGUCCUUGUGUGCUGCCUUUUGACCGAAUCCAAGUUUUAAAGAACUUACUUUUAGUAAGGGGGAUUUGUUCUUUGAAGUUUGGAUUCAGUCAAAGGGCUGAGGACCUAGAGGGCCACAUGAGGCCUCGAGGCCACAGACUUCUCACUCUUGUUUUACAGUCUGAAUCUAGACACUGGGAACUAUGCAAACAAAGAGGCAGAGACAGAGGUAGAAACGGUACGGUAUCCAUGGUGUCCUUAUUUUCUAAUAAAUUUCUACAUGGCUUUUGGUCCAACAGAACAACGACAAGGGUUUUCUUUUUGUCUUUGUAUCUCUAACCUGGUACAGUAUCCCUAGCCUGGCACAUAAUUGUUACUUAAUUACAUAAUUGUUAACGCUUGUUGGUUGAGGCUGGGAGGAAGGUAGGAUGAAGCCAGAUUUGGAGGGCCUAGGAGUUUGCUGUCUAUGUAACAGGCUGCUGGUAGCCACUUAAAGGCGUCGAGGUGAUGGCCGAAGUGUGAACAAUGGCAGAGAGAUCAGGUAAGAGGCCAUUCAAAGGUCGAAGAGGAGGGCCUGCUCCUCCUAACCUCUUAGCAAAUCCCCUCCCUCUCUUUCCCCUUCCCUUUGUCGCGGUUGAGAAGAGGUCUUCCCACACAGGCUUUGCUCUUUCCUCUUGGUUGUAAGAGUCCUCUGAUUCUCCUGAACUUCCCAUCUCUUCCCCCUUAAUCCAAGGAGAGUGUGCGUAACUAUGCCCAUGCCGGCACAUGCAAGGGUUAACUUGAGACUGCGGUCAGGUCUCACGUGCACAGAGCACCUAGGCAGUUGCGGACCUUUGCGCAUGCGCUAAGCCUUCCCUACAGAGAGACAGGCGGGGACGGGGGCAAGAACGGGAGCACGCUCGCUAGCUGCGCGCACGCGCAAUCCUGAGCUUCGCCCCCUCCCCGGAGGCGGGGGAGGGGCGGCUCCCGGGGGAGGGACGCCCAUGGAGUUAUUGAGGCAGGUUCACGAGGCCGCCCUGCGGCUGGUGCUGCUGCUGAGCCCUCGGGGCGCCGCCUCGGCCAAGCCCCGCGCCUCGGAGGUGCUCACCCAGCACCUGCUGCAGCGGCGCCUGCCUCACUGGACCUCAUUCUGCGUCCCCUACAGCGCCGUGCAUAACGACCAGUUCGGCCUCUCCCACUUCAACUGGGCGGUGCAGGGGGCCAACUACCACGUUCUGCGCACCGGCUGCUUCCCCUUCAUCAAGUAUCACUGUUCCAAGGCGCCCUGGCAGGACCUGGACCGGCAGGACCAGUUCUUCACAGCGCUGAAAGUCAUCAACCUCGGCCUUCCAACUUUGUUAUAUGGACUUGGCUCCUGGUUAUUUGCCAGAGUCACAGAGACUGUUCAUACCAGUUAUGGACCCAUAACAGUUUAUUUUCUAAAUAAAGAAGAUGAAGGUGCCAUGUACUAAAACUGUGCAUUGAAGAGCACAACAGCUAGUGGGUUGUCUCAUGUGUUUAAAAGUAAUAUUUAUUUUUGUUCCUUUAAAAUAAAACUUU